CGAGCGGCUCACAAGUGCCCUGGCUCGGAGCCAUGGGAAGAGGGGAGUCCAACAACAAGAAGCGCAUCGGCGGCGAGGAGUGGCAGCGCAAGCUCAAGGAUGUGCGGGUGCGCAAGGAGGACAUGAACCGGGUGGUGAUGAACUUUCUGGUGACAGAGGGCUACGUGGACGCGGCCCGCGUGUUUGAGCGCGAGUCUGGCACCGCGCCGGGUGUGGACCUCGACCAGAUCACCGACCGCAUGGACAUACGCAAGGCGGUACAGAGCGGGGACGUGGAGCAGGCCAUUGAGCGCGUGAACGACCUGGACCCAGAGAUCCUGGAGGAGCAGCAGGGGCUGUUCUUCCACCUGCAGCAGCAGCGCCUCAUCGAGCUCAUACGCCAGGGGCAGCUGCAGGAGGCACUGGAGUUUGCGCAGGAGUAUCUGGCGCCACGUGGCGAGGACCAUCCGGAGCUCUUAGAGGAGCUAGAGCGCACGGUGGCGCUGCUGGUGUUUGAGGAUGUGCGCAGCAGCCCUCUGGCCGAUUUGAUGGAUGUGGCGCAGCGGCAGAAGACGGCCAGUGAGCUGAAUGCCGCCAUCCUGGCCAGCCAGUCGCAGGCGAGCAGGGAGCGUGGGGAGGCUGGCGGUCUGGAGGCGGAGCCCAAGCUUCCCAACCUGCUGAAGCUGCUGGUGUGGGCGCAGAAGCAGCUGGAUGAGAAGGCGACCUACCCGCGGAUAGAGAACCUGGUGACGGCAGAGCUCGUGGAGCCGCCGCCUGCCGACGACUGA
This is a messenger RNA of Chlorella variabilis, 767 nucleotides long. RefSeq lists its product as hypothetical. The coding region runs from base 33 to 767 and encodes 244 amino acids. Gene Ontology annotation, biological process: proteasome-mediated ubiquitin-dependent protein catabolic process. NCBI's taxonomy places the organism in Eukaryota, Viridiplantae, Chlorophyta, Trebouxiophyceae, Chlorellales, Chlorellaceae. The record is from RefSeq and is a predicted model, not a curated record. Gene Ontology annotation, cellular component: cytoplasm; nucleus. Gene Ontology annotation, molecular function: protein binding. The transcript has 7 exons.